CUAGAGAGAAAACCAGAGGAAAAGAGACCUUCCGCCAGCGAAUUGGCCCAGUAUCCAUUCGGCCGUGUUCCCAUAAUGUCCGCCAGCGGUCGUCGCUUCUGUCGCAGCCGUUGCCAAAGUUGUCAUUGUCAUCCGUACCAGCAAACGCAGCAGCAAAAGCAGCAGCAGCAGCAGCAGCAGCAACAUCAGGCAGCAGCAGCAGCAGCAACUAGCAACUAGCAGCAGCAACAUCUAUAGGAGAAGCAGAGCCGCAGCAGCAGCAGCAGCUUAAAAAUACAUUUUUCACAAUGAAGCAAACGGAGAUGGUAAAAUGUGUGCCACAGGAAACAACAGGAUGUCAGAGAAAUCCUCAAAGAAUCCAAACUAUAUAGACAACCAGAUGGAAAUAUCUCAAUAAACAUAAACAAACAAAGAAACAAGUAACAAAACCGAGGAAAAGG
This is a messenger RNA of Drosophila melanogaster (fruit fly), 440 nucleotides long. It is a transcript of the gene Rdh, whose product is annotated as Red herring. NCBI's taxonomy places the organism in Eukaryota, Metazoa, Arthropoda, Insecta, Diptera, Drosophilidae. The transcript has 2 exons. The record is from RefSeq and is marked reviewed. The coding region runs from base 76 to 219 and encodes 47 amino acids.